AUGGACAACCCAAGCCUUGUUCUUUCGAGUCUGCAGCAAUGGCUUGACAACAGGAGCUUCCUGCCUCGCCGGCGGCCUUGCCCUGAUGAAUAUGUACCCAUCACAUCGCCCGCCAGGCAAGCCCAAUCAGUCAACGAUGCUCCCUUCGACUUGUCCCUUCUGUCGGUAACUGCAGCGCAUGCAGAUAAAGAGUCCGACACUGUUCUCUACCUCGGAUAUGGCUCCAACCUGAGCGCAGAGACGUUCCGAGGAAAAAGAAACAUCAGGCCGUUAUCGCAGGUCAAUGUUGUUGUCCCCGCAUUGUCCUUGUCGUUCGAUCUACCGGGGAUUCCUUACUCGGAACCAUGCUUUGCGAAUGUGAGAUACCGGGAUGUCUCUUCGGUAGAAUAUGGCGACAAUCAGUUCCGAGAGCAGGACUAUCACAAGGAUCGCUGGCAUAAAGGUCUGGUCGGAGUGGUGUAUGAAGUCACGAAAGAAGAUUUUGCACACAUCAUCGCUACAGAAGGAGGAGGUUCAGGAUACCAAGACGUGCUGGUGGACUGUUAUGCUCUGACGGGAGGUCCAACCGAAGAUGUCCCCCUGAAGCCUAGCGGUCACUCAUUCAAGGCCCAUACAUUGUUCGCCCCUUCAGGGGCGUCGAGACCAGACCCUUCUUACGCUCAACCCAGUCCUAGGUACCUGAAGUUGAUCACCGAUGGUGCCACUGAGCAUGGGCUACCGCUCGAGUAUCAGGCUUUUUUGCACCAGAUCCGCGCCUAUCGUUUAACCACAAUACAGCAGAGGCUUGGUGCCUUCAUAUUUUUGUCGGUGUGGUCCCCCUUCUUUCUGUUCCUAUUUGGAGGCGCUGCCAUCUUUCUUCGGCCUGACGGGCGGUAUCCGAAAUGGUUGACUACAUUUCUACGGGCGAUGUCCACUGCUGUCUGGGCGAGUUAUGAUAAUUUCUUCAAGCCGAUGUUCGGGGAUGGAGAAAGGACUAUUGAGGAUAAUGAAGAUCUUGAGCAAGACGAUCUGAUAACCGAAAAAUUGCCAUUGCUGGAAGAGCAGCAUAAAUAUGGUGCUGUGGAUGUGGUGGAAAGGAUAGUCUGA
Exophiala dermatitidis NIH/UT8656 is the source of this 1086-nucleotide messenger RNA. RefSeq lists its product as uncharacterized. The record is from RefSeq and is a predicted model, not a curated record. Bases 1 to 1086 code for a protein of 361 amino acids. NCBI's taxonomy places the organism in Eukaryota, Fungi, Ascomycota, Eurotiomycetes, Chaetothyriales, Herpotrichiellaceae. Gene Ontology annotation, molecular function: gamma-glutamylcyclotransferase activity. The transcript has a single exon.